CGAAGCAGUCAUCGAAUGGAGACAAGCGUAUAAUUCGAAGGCUACGAAGUAGAAUAAGAUUGUGCGCAAAGUACGACGAUGCGAUUAUCAGCGCGAACAUCGAUAAUAUUUUUCUUAGUUCUUUUGUGUGGUUCGAUAUCCUGUAAUGCACAGUACGAAGGCGAUUCAUGCACUAUCGAUGGUACUCCAGGUAUUUGUAUAGUUCUCUCUCCAGAGAAUUGUCCAUCGGUUUAUCAAGACUUAUUGAAAGGGAAAUCUCCACCUUCUUUAUGCGGAUACAAAAAUUUUGAUCCGAUCGUGUGUUGUCCAAAAAAUACACCUACAACUACUUCUCCUAAUACAAUCACAAGCACAACCAAAAACACAACCCCGACUACAACAGAUCGAGGAUCAGUCGUUACUAAAGGAGCCAAAGCCAAAGCAAUGUGUGAAAAAUACGCCAAAUCCGUGUAUCAGCUCGUACCUUCGCCAACUUUAACAAUUGACAGACCAUUAAUCAACAUAUCCGUAUGCGCGAUUAAAACUCGUAAGCUGAUCGUCGGUGGCUCAAAGGCUGAACCAAAGGAAUUCCCGCAUAUGGCUGCGAUUGGAUUUGAUACCGAAGAUGGUAUCGAUUGGCAAUGCGGAGGCACGCUAAUUUCGGAAAGAUUCGUUCUAACCGCUGCACAUUGUACCUACAGUAUCUACAGAGGUAAAGCACGCUGGGUACGAUUAGGUGACUUAAACCUCGAGAGAACGGAUGAUGAUGCGAGACCGCAAAAUUACCUUAUUAUUGAACGGAUAAAAUAUAAUAAGUACCAGAGCCGAUUUGCAUAUCAUGAUAUCGCGCUACUAAAAUUAGAAAAAGACGUGGAAUUUAACGCGUGGAUAAGACCCAGUUGCUUACCGUACUCUUUACCGGAUAUUGGUACCGAUAGUAAAGCAACUGCAUCCGGAUGGGGAAGAAUUGAUUAUUUUGAGGACCCAUCAAAAGAUUUAUUGAAAGUUACCAUUAAUUUGAUAGCUCAACCGGUAUGCAACAGAUCAUUCGUGUACGAAAGUAAAUUCACACAUGGUAUUGUGGAUGAGUGGCAAAUUUGUGCCGGUGAAGUCGGAAAAGACACCUGUCAGGGUGACAGUGGGGGCCCUCUCGUCAUAUUCAACAAUGAUUACGAUUGCAUGUACAGCGUAAUCGGUAUAACAAGCAUUGGAAAACCUUGUGGUCUCUCUGAUCCCGGUAUAUAUACUCGCGUUUAUCAUUAUAUUUCGUGGAUAGAGGAGGAAGUUUGGCCAGACUCGUGACACAGAAGUACAAUAAAUACAAUAAUACUUUUAUGUUAAA
Molecule: messenger RNA, 1321 nt
Organism: Bombus pyrosoma
Lineage: Eukaryota; Metazoa; Arthropoda; Insecta; Hymenoptera; Apidae
Product: serine protease snake-like
Exons: 6
Coding region: 79-1281 (400 amino acids)
Biological process (GO): proteolysis
Molecular function (GO): serine-type endopeptidase activity
Source: RefSeq, a predicted model, not a curated record